Syngnathus acus (greater pipefish) is the source of this 7359-nucleotide messenger RNA. It is a transcript of the gene ttc28, whose product is annotated as tetratricopeptide repeat domain 28. Bases 334 to 7176 code for a protein of 2280 amino acids. Gene Ontology annotation, molecular function: protein binding. The transcript has 31 exons. NCBI's taxonomy places the organism in Eukaryota, Metazoa, Chordata, Actinopteri, Syngnathiformes, Syngnathidae. The record is from RefSeq and is a predicted model, not a curated record.
GGUGACGUCACAAUCCAGUCCACAAUUUGUUGUUGUUGUUGUAGAAAGUUCAAAAGUGCACGCAACUCUCCCCAUCCGCAUAUGAACAUGUUUCUCUUACCAUAUUCUCAGAUAACAGUAACAGUCUGUGCCAUCAACUGAACUUUAUUCAAAUGAGAAGAAAUCAUAGAGACGAAUUGCCCACAACACCGAAAGUUCUUCUGAAAAGCCCUUUUGAAUAAUUGAACAAAUACAAAUUCCGUCAUUCCAUUGUAUUUGAAGGUUUUCAAUUGUGGCUUCUCCUUGCAGCCUCCCCUCUUCAGAUCACCGUUCUCCUCCUCCUUCUCAGCCAGCAUGCAGAAAGGGGCGGGGCCAGCACAUGACUCAGGUCCAGGCAAAGGCCACGCCACGUUGGAUGGCAUCCGUGGCUGUGAGCGGGCGUGCCAGCAGGGCGACUACGCCCUGGCGGCACGCCUGUGCACGGAGGCCCUGGCCGCCGACCCCCUCAACUGCGUGCUCUACAGCAUCCGCUCGGCGGCCCACCUCAGCUUGGGCCGCUACCGCCAGGCCCUGCAUGAUGCCAACAAGGCCCGAGACAUCAACCCAAAAUGGACGCAGGCCUACUUCCGCCAGGCGGUGGCGCUGCAGCACCUGGGUCGCCACGGAGACGCCCUGGCGGCCUUUGCCUCGGGCCUGGCUCGGGACCCCAAGAGUCCGCAGCUUCUGACGGCCAUGAUGGAGGCCGCCAUGAAGUCGCCCCUCCGAGAUUCUCUGGAGCCCGCCUACCGGCAGCUGCAAAGCAUGAAGCUGGAGCGCAGCCCCUUCAUGGUGGUGUCGCUGGUCGGACAGGAGCUGCUGACGCACGGCCUGCACGCCGCCGCCGCCGAGGCGUUGGAAGCGGCCCUGCAGAUCGGCACGUGCUCGCUGAAGAUGCGCGGUUCCAUCUUCUCGGCGCUCGGCGCGGCUUACUGGUCGCUCGGCCGCGCCGAGAAGAGCCUGGCCUACAUGCGACGGGACCUGGACGUGGCCCGCACCUUAGGUGACCAAGCGGGCGAAUGCCGCGCCCGCGGCAACCUUGGCGCCGCCCUCUUCUCUAAAGGCCGUUACCGAGAGGCGCUGGCCAAUCACAGGCAGCAACUGAUUCUGGCCAUGAAGCUGAAGCACAAAGAGGCAGCGUUCCAAGCUCUCCGAGGGUUGGGCCACGCGUACACGGCCGUGGGCGACUACCCCAAUGCGCUAGCCAGCCACAAGCAGUGCGUCGCGCUGGCCAAGCAAAAUGGCUGCCGGCUCUCCGAGGCCCGGCAGCUGGGCGACACGGGCGCUGUGUACACCGCCAUGGGAGACGUCGCCGGCGCCCUGCGGUGCCACCAGGAACACUUGGACAUCGCCAAGAGUCUGGGGAACCGGCGCGAGGAGGCUCGGGCUUACAGCAACCUGGGCAGCGCCUACCACGCUCAGCGCGACUACGACAAAGCCGUGACGUACCACAGCCGAGUUCUCAAGCUGGCCCGGGAGCUCGGAGACAGCGGCGGCAGGGUGGAGAUGAGGGCCUUGGCCGGCCUGGGACACGCCGCCCGAUGCGUGCAGGACCUGGACGGAGCGCUGCGCUAUCACCGGCGUCAACUGGAAAUCGCCGAGGAGCUCGGGGACCCGGGGGCUCGAGGCAGAGCCUCUUCCAACCUGGGCAUCGUCCACCAGAUGCGCGGCGACUACCACCUUGCCCUGAAGUCCCACAAAGCUGACCUGCUGUGCGCCCAGGAAGUGGGGGACUACGCCGCCCAGGGCCGGGCCUACGGCAACAUGGGCAACGCCUACCACGCCCUGGGCCUCUACGAGCAAGCGGCCGGCUUCCACCGGCAGGAGCUGAACAUCUCUCUGGAGGUGAACGACCGGGCGUCCCAGGCCUCCACGCACGGCAACCUGGCGGCGGCCUACCAGGCGCUGGGCGCUCCGGACCGGGCCCUCCAACACUACCUGCGCCACCUGAGCGUCUCAAGGGAGCUGGGCGACGUUCAGAGCCGAGCCAGAGCGUUAGCAAACUUGGGCAACUUCCACUGCUGCCGAGGCCACUACGAGGAGGCCUUGCCGUACUACCGCCAGUACUUGCUUCUGGCUCCCGGCCUUGGCGCUCCGGAGGCCCAGGGAAAAGUUUGCCACAACCUCGCCUACGCCCACUUCUGCCUGGGACACUACCAAGAUGCCGUCAGAUACUACCAGCAAGAUCUGGCCUUGGCCAUGGACCUUCAGGACAAGCUGGCCCAGGCCAAAGCCUACUGUAACCUGGGCCUGGCCCACAAAGCCUUGGGGGAGUUCAGCAGAGCGCAGGAGUGUCACAACCAUCUGCUCCAGAUCGCAAAAGCUUUGGACAACACAAAGGCAAUCUUCAGGGCUUUGGGCAACCUCGGAGAUGUCAGCAUUUGUCAAGACGAUCUUCAGGGAGCCGCCGGCUUCUACCGACAGCAGUUAUCUUUAGCUCACCAGUUCAGCGAUCAGAAGAUGGAGGCGGACGCCUACUCGGCUCUCGGAUCAGUACACAGGCUGCUUGGCCAGCCGGACACGUCCUUGUCCUUCCACAGCCGGGAGCUGACCCUGCGCAAGGAUCUGGGCGACCCCGGCGGGGAGUGCCGCGCUUUGGCUCGCCUGGCCGCCGUUCACGCCGACCUGGGAGACGCCGACACCAGCCUGCAGUGCUACGAGGCUCAGCUGGGCCUGGCGCGGCGGCGGCUGCGCGACACCCGCCAGGAGGCCCAGGUCCUCGGAAACAUGGCCAUCGCCGAGAUGAACGCGGGCCGCUUUGAGGAAGCCGUCGGCUUCUUGGAGCAGCAGCUCGCCGCCCUGCGGCGCUCGGGUUCCGGAGACGCCGUCCCGCAUCGGGGGAAGGCUUACGGGAACAUGGCCAAAUGCUACGUCGCCCUGGGAGACUUUGACGAGGCCGUGCGGUGCUACCACGAGGUCCUGACGGUGGCUCGGAGUCUGGAGCGAGUUCAGGACCAGGCGGAAGCCUACAGAGGACUCGCCGACGCUCACAGGUCGGCGGGCAACCUGCAGCAAGCUUUGGUGUGCUUGGAGAAGAGGCUGGUGGCAGCUCACCAGCUGGGCGGGCCGGUGGGUGGCGAGGCGCGGGCGUACGGCGAGCUGGGCGCCGUGCACGGCCAGAUGGGCAACUAUGAGCCGGCCUUGUCCUGCCUGGAGCGUGGACUCGGCAUCGCUCGCUCGGCCGGGGACAAAUCCCUGGAAGCAGAGGCCAGCGAUGAGCUGGGCCGAGUUUACCAACUGAUGGGCGACUACGAGACGGCGCUGCAGUGGCACCGACGAUCUCUGGACAUGGCGGAGCGGGCGGGAUGCGUCAGGGGCCAAACGCGAGCCUCCGCCAACCUGGGAGUGACCUACGAGGCUCUGGGCGACUACCAGCAGGCUCUGCUUCUCCAGGAGCAGCACCUCAGCAUGGCGGCGCAGACCAGCGACUUGCUGUCCAAAAGCCGGGCCUACGGCGGCCUGGGGAGGAUCCACCACGCGCUGGGCAACGCCACGCAGGCUGUCGCGUACCUCCGGGAAGGUCUUCGCCUGGCCGAGCGGUCAGCCGGCAGAGAAGACGAGGCCGAGAUGCGCCACCGCCUCGGCUUGUCUCUGUGGGCUGCCGAGGACCUGGCGGAGGCCCGGCGGCAGCUUCACAGAGCCUCGCUUCUCUUUGAGAGCGUCGGCCGCGAGACGCAGCACGGCGCCGACCGCAAGCGCGCCCUCUUAGAGCUGCAGACGGACUCGUACCAGGCUCUCCAGAGGGUCCUCGUCAGCCUGGGCCACGUGGAGGAGGCGCUGGCCGUAGCGGAGCGAGCCCGAAGGCCGACCUUCGCCCACCUGCCGGUGGGCUCGGACCGGCGUGCCCCGGUCACGGUGGAGCGCAUCCUGGAGACGGUGGACAGCCAGAAGGCCACGGUGCUGUACUUCUCGCUGGCGAGAGGCUUCCUGCACAGCUGGCUGCUGGCUCCCGGCUCAGGCGUCAUCGAGUUCAACCAGGCCCGUCUCGGAGCCGACGACGCGCCGGAGUUCCGAGAUGGAUCCAGCUCGCGGGAGGGCGGCCGGCGCUCUCUGGAGCAGUACGUCUGCGCCGCCAGAGAGGUUCUGGGAGUUGACGGAAACCUCAGCAGGAUGAACGUGGGCAGCGAGACAGAGAGCCGAGUCGGAGAGGCCGCCGAGCGACGCUUUGACGACGAGCUGGACGGCUACCUGCGCGUGGCGUCCGCCGACAACGUCUCCAACAGCCCGACGUCGCACCAGCUCGUCAAUCAAAGUCAGCGCCGGCCGGGCCAACGGGCUUAUCCGCUUUGUCGCAGCGCCGGCGUUUCUCCGGCCGAGGACGGCUCGUCUUCUCCUCGCCGCCGCCUCGGCGUGGACGCCUCUCCUCUCGCCGCCCUCUACGACUUGCUCAUCGCGCCGAUGGAAGCGGCCCUGCUGCGCGCCGGUGGUCCGGCGGGUCCACGCCGGCAACUGGUUCUGGUCCUGGAGGGUGACUUGUACCUGGUGCCCUUCGCCUUGCUCAAAGGCAGCUCGUCCGCCGAGUUCCUGUACCAGAUGUUCGCUCUGCUCUGCGUGCCGUCGUUAGCCAGCCUGCGAGCAUCCGGGCCGCCUGCUCCGCCCUGCCGGCUCGCCGGCUCGGGACUGGCCCUGGUGGGGGCGCCUGGCCCGUGGCGGGGCCGCUCGUGGGCUCCGCCGCCGUCGGCCCGGGACGAGGCUCUGUGUCUAGGCGAGCGUCUGGGCUGCGUCCAGCUCGCCCACGCCACCAAGGAGCGCGCCCUCACCGCCCUGGCGCAGGCGCAGUGCGUUCACUUUGCCACUCACGUCUCCUGGAAGCCGGCCGCCCUGGUGCUCGACCCCGGCGGCGAGGAGGAAGAGGGGGGCCGGUGCGUGACGGCGGCGAGCGCGGAAGGAACGAAAGCUUGCGUCGGCGAGGAUGCGUGCGAGAGCCGUCCUCCGCUUCGAGACUUCCUCCUCACCGCGGAGGAGAUCUCGGAGCUCAACCUGAGUGUGAAGCUGGUGGUCCUCAGGUCCUACCCCGAGUCCGGCGUGCGGCUGACGUGCGACGGCUUGUCGGGUCUGACCGGGGCCUUCCUGUGGGCGGGCGUCCGAUGCGUGUGCGUGUCCCUGUGGGCCACGCCGCCGCCCGCUGCCAAACUCUUCAUGCAGAGUUUCUACUCGGCCCUGCUCGAGGGCGCCGCGGCCAGCGCCGCGCUGGCCGGCGCCAUGAGCACGCUCCGCGACAGCAAGGACUUUGCGGACCCCUUCAACUGGGCAGGUUACCUUCUGAUGGGCGGCGACGUCCGGCUCAACGGGCCCGAGUCGGCGCUGCGACGGGCCUUGGCGGAGGUUCUCUGCCACGCCGACCGGGCCAGGGACACCUUGAGGGUUCUUCUGCACCUGGUGGAGAAAUCUUUGCAGCGCAUCCACAGCGGCCACGCCAAGCUCCUGUACACGUCGCAGCAGAGCGUCGACGAUAAGGUCGGCGGCGUGCCCGGGUGGCGCCCCUUGUUGGCGGCGGUGGGUUUCCGUCUGGACGCGGGCGGUUCCGGCCGCCCCGCCGCCGUCUUCUUCCCCACGUCGGACCCCGGAGAACGGCUGCAGCGCUGCAGUCUCACCAUGCAAGCCCUGCUCGGUCUUAGCGCGGCAGCUUUCGAGGCUCUGUGCAAACUGGUGUCGGCGCCCCAAGCGGGAGAGCCACUCGUACGCGAGCUCCAUCAGGUGCUGCUGCCGCUGCAGCUGCAGUCACGUGACGGCCAGAGCGACCAAUCGCCGGUCUUCGUGUCGCUCAGCGUGCGUGCGUGGAGGCUUCCGGGAUGCCACGAGUUCCUGGCGGCCCUCGGGUUCGACCUGUGCCAGGUGGGUCGGGAGGACGUUCUGCUGAAGACGGGCAAGCGGGCCAGCAGGCGAGUCAUGGCUUUGGCCCUCCGCUCACUCCUGGCGCUUUUCGACUCGGCAGACCUUCCCGAGCGUGUCGGCACGUACGGCUCGUCCUCGUUGGAGUCUCUGUCGCCCUCUCCGCCGACGCCUCAGCCCGCGUCUUUUCCCGCCUCGCCGCCUCGUCCUUCCCUCUGCCCAGACGCGCCGAGCGGCGACGCCAUCUCCGUCUACAGCCUCGGCUCGCUCACCUCCUCGCUCGGGUUCUGGCCGCGCCCCGAGCCCGCGGGAAGCGAUGCGGUCGGCCGGUGCUCGCAAGCGCAGGAGGGGGCGGCGACGCCUCGCCGCUCCAGCCGACUGGCCAAUCUGGGUAAAGGGGAGGCGGGCGACGAGGACCACCGGGGCUACGCCAUCAUCAGCAGCGAGCCUCUGAGGCCAGAGGACCGUUGCGCCGCGGUCAAAGAGCCGCGGCGCACGCAGGAAGUCUCGUCUCCUCAGAGGAGCAAAGCGAAGAUGAGCGGCCGCGAGGAGGCGGGCGGCGGCGGCGUACCCGCGGGACAGCUGGACCCCGAGGAGCUGACUCGCAAGAUCCUGGAGGAGACCCGGGUCCACAUGCGUGCCGUGGAGAUCCUGCAGCGGACCCCUGGGCGGCGUUCUCUCUCGACACCCGUCACUCCCAUCCUGAGCAGGGGCGCACGCGCCUUCCAGCCGUCCGAGACCAGCGCCUUCAGCAGACCCCCGAGUAGGACGAGCCUGGCUUCGGCGCCGCUCGCUCCUCUCUCUCCCAGACCGCCGUGCCGCUCCUCUUCCCUGCAGAAGCUGGCUCCACCCUCAUCCCCCAAACAUCUGGCUGGCAGAGCGUCUUCACUUCACCUCAAAGCACCUGGCAGAGAUUGUCACGACAAAACUUCACCUGACACCGAGUCCCGGGUCAAACCUUCAACUGGGAGCAAGUGUCAUCCAAAAGCUGUUAGCAGCGAGUCCCACCCCAAAUUCUCCCUGGCGCCACCCCCCUCCUCCACCACCACCGCCGCCACGGUCCCUCGCUUCAAAAGCUUCAAGGCGGCCCGCCAACACGAAGGCGCAUCCCCCGCCGGCCUUCUUCCGGCAAAGAAAAUGAGCACGGUGAAGAAAGACGUUCUGGCUUUGCUGGACCUCUCGUCGCGACAUAAGUCCAGCGAGACUUCAGACCGUCUCCCCAGUGUGGACAGCAAAGCGCCUUCCGCCUCCAAAGCUUCCAAACGCACUAAAUUUCCUUCUGGCUACAAAUUUCUAGCAGGGCAUUUUUUCCCUUCUUCUAAGUGUUGACAUGAAUAUUGGCACCUACCCGGUUGCCAUGGUGAUUGAUUGACCCUGAUGUUCUGAGAAGGUUGAGAAAGUAUUGCUUGCUAGCUAACAAAUGCCGGUGCGGGUCAAGUGGACAGGAAGAAAGAACACUGUACUUCUACUUUGACAGAAGAUUCUUACACUAUUUCAGUGGCAGAUUUGAUA